Molecule: messenger RNA, 3953 nt
Organism: Pundamilia nyererei
Lineage: Eukaryota; Metazoa; Chordata; Actinopteri; Cichliformes; Cichlidae
Product: alsin Rho guanine nucleotide exchange factor ALS2
Exons: 23
Biological process (GO): endosomal transport; regulation of GTPase activity
Cellular component (GO): dendrite; centrosome; cytoplasm
Molecular function (GO): guanyl-nucleotide exchange factor activity; small GTPase binding
Source: RefSeq, a predicted model, not a curated record
CGGAGGAGUGGGACCUCCUGACAGUUGGACGAUCUUCAGCGUGUCAACAUUACAGAAAUGAGCAGCAGACAGCGUCUAAACACGCUCACUACCGCGUGUGUCAGCGACCUCUUUACGUGAACAUUUCGAGGAGCAGCGCAGACGGCCGGCUGAACCUCAAUUAGCAGCAGCGGCGGCAGCAGGAGGAGGAAUAGGAGGAGUCCUGAAUCUGACAUGCUGAUAGAGGAGUAUCAACCCCACUGAUGGAAACCCAGAGUAAGAGCUCUUGGGACGAUGGCAGCGGCGGCGAGCGAGGACUGCUCCACUCUUGGAAGGGCUACUCUUACAGCAUCACCCCAGAGAGGCUGCUCCUCCCCCGGCCGGUCCUCCAGGUCGCUCUGGGUUCGCAGCAUGGCGUUCUCCUGGUGGAAGGGGGACAGGUGUACAGCUUUGGCGAGUUGCCGUGGAAGCAGAGUCAAGUGCCAGAGCCAGCCAAACCGACCCUGGAGAGCGCGCUCAGUGGGCAGCGGGUGGUCACAGUCGCAGCCGGAAGCUUUCACAGUGGGGCAGUGACGGAGGAUGGCGGCGUCCACAUGUGGGGGGAGAACAGUGCGGGACAGUGCGGCUUGUCGGGCCUUAGCACUGUUCCCAACCCGACUCCCGUCGCCCUGCAGGACUUGGACACUGUCACUGUCCCCCCGCAGACGGUGCCUGUGCUGGAGCUGGCUUGUGGGGAGAAGCACACCCUGGCUCUGUCGGUGCAGCGUGAGGUGUGGGCAUGGGGCAGCGGUUGCCAGCUGGGCCUCAAUGCCGCCGUCUUCCCUGUGUGGAAGCCUCAGAAGGUGGAGCACCUGGCAGGUCGGUAUGUUUUACAGGUGGCCUGCGGGGCAUCUCACAGCCUCGCUCUGGUGCGCUGCCUGGGGUCUCACGAUGGCCACCGGCCUCAUGUGGACAAAUGUGGGAGGUGUAACGAACUGCUCUACACCAUGACAGACAAAGAGGACCACGUCAUCAUCUCUGACAGCCACUACUGCCCGCUUGGCGUGGAGCUGACCGAGGAUGACGGCAAGCUGGAGGCACCCAACCCAACCACAGGUCUCAAAACAUCCCCAUCAGAGCCUGUCCUCCCCUCCUACACCUCAAAGUCAGAGUCCCCGGCAGUGCCUACAGUUGCUGACCCCACCUCUGUCCCCUCCCAACCUCAUGCCUCUGAGGAAGGGGAAGCAUCUUUGGUUAAUGGCAUGCUCCAGGUCACAGACUCAGACACCUCGGCUCUAUCUGGAGCUGAGAGUGAUGCUGUUGCCGGGGCCAAGAGCUCACCAUAUCCAGACGAGCAGGCCGUGAAGGACUACCUGAAGAAGCUGUCCGACAACACACAGACGAACACACAGGCAAGCGGAGGGCUGAACGCUCUGCUGCCCUCAACUGGAGGACUGAUGUCCUCCACCCCCACCUCGGCACUCAACAACCUGGUUGCCUCCUGCGCCUCUGCAGUGGGCGGGCGGGUGGCCUCCACCUACGAGGCCCUGUCCCUGAAAAAGAUGAUGAACUUCUACCUCCCCUCAGGGGCCUCGCGGUCAGGAGGAUCCCCUGGAGUGGUCGAUAACUCUGCUGAGCGUGUCCGCCAGGAGGACUCCAUGCAGGGGAAGAAGAGCUCCAGCACAGGGGACAUCCGUGAAGAGGAGGCAGAGGGUCUGCGACGCCGCCUCUCGCUGCCAGGGCUGCUCUCACAGGUGUCACCGCGACUGCUAAGGAAAGCCGGUCGUCCCAAAAUGCGAGCGGUCGCCCUCACCCCGCUGGGAGGGGCCAUCCCCGAGGACCACGAGGUGCUGCCCACCCUGCAGACAGAGGUGUGGAGCUGGGGCCACGGCGAGCAUGGACAGCUGGGACACGGAGACAACCUGGCCAGACUGCAGCCGCUCUGCAUCAAGAGUCUGAACAACAAGGAGGUGGUGCGGGUGGCAGCCGGCGCUCACCAUUCCCUCGCUCUGACGGCUCAGUCUCAGGUGUUUUCAUGGGGCAGUAACAGCUCUGGCCAGCUGGGACACAUGGAGUCACCGAGCACCGUCCCCCGCCUCGCCAAGCUGUCAGAAGGGAUCCGAGUGUGGGACGUGAGCGCAGGAGAGAGGCACACACUCCUGCUCGCAGACGGAGACUGCAUCCAGCCCAUCAUUUACUACAGCGGGCAGCAGGUGAAGGAGGGCGAGGAGGAGGGGGGUAAUGAGAAGGAGCUGCAUCAGCAGGGAGGAGGAGAGGAGGAAGAGGAGGAGCAGGCGGGGGGCUACACCCAGCAGCCUGUUCUGCUGCCCUUCUGCAUGAAUCUUGGUUAUGUGAGCAGUGUGUUCGCGGGUGGGCGGCGGUGCGUGGCACUCUCUGACAGGAAUGUGAUGGGCUUCAUCGCCAGCCUCCACGAGCUCGCGUCAGCUGAGAGGAGGUUUUACUGCAAGCUGUGUAACAUCAAGUCUCAGAUCUUACGCCCUCUGCUGGAGCUGGAGUCUCUGAGCUCGGCCCUCGGGCAGGUCAUCUUCGGCCUCCUGCAGACACUGGCGAACCUGUUUGGCCGUCUGUGUCACCUGACUGGGCAGCACGCCACCAGCCUCACUGCUAGCCUGCGGCGUUGUCGUGAGGUCAAAAGCCUUCUCAUCUUGGAGCACACCAGUAUUUUCCUCGACUGUUACAACGAUUACUGCAGCGCCGUCGGAAACUUCCAGGUGAUGGGAGGCUUCCAGGCUCUGACCAAACCAUCCAUAGACUUGUUUGGGAAAGGUCCGGAGCUACUCCAGAAGCUGUCAGAGUGCGGCGAGGAGAACCUCACCACAGCCGACCUCCUGGUGGUGCUCUUUUACCUCCCUGCACGCCACCUUCACGAAUACAGCCGGCUGCUGCUCAAACUGGCCACCUGCUUCGAAGUGUGUUCCACUGAGUAUCAGAAGCUUCAGGACAGCUGCUCCAAGUUUGAAGCUUCGGUCUUGCAACUGAAGCGAAAAAGGAAAGAGGCCGACUACACUGUUCACUUCUGGAAGAUCUUUCCUGGAAAAAUGACGGACUCUCUGCGGAAGCCUUACCGGCGGCUGAUCUGCGAGAGCAGCAACAAAGGUCUGACCCUGCAGAAUGCCGGCAGGUUCUCCGUCAACUGGUUCAUCCUGUUCAACGAUGUUUUGGUCCACGCACAGGGCGUGGCGCCUUGUAAAAAUCUUUUCUCCACCCAUCACAUCUUCCCUUUGGCCACGCUGUGGGUGGAGCCAAUCCCAGAGGAGGACACGGGCCUGUAUGGGUUAAAGGUGAUCACUCCUGAGGAGACGCUCACCCUGCUCGCCUCGUCUCCCAUGGAGAAGAUCAAGUGGCUUCGCUCCAUCAACCAGGCGGUGGACCAGGCCCUGAGCGGAAAAGGACAGGACGUGGCGUCAGGCAGCUCAGUGCAGAAGUUGGAGCCUCCCAUCUCCAGAACAGCUUCGUACACGUUUUAUAAGGAAGGGCGACUGAAGGAUGCGACAUAUGAGGGUCGCUGGCUGUCUGGAAAGCCCAACGGCAGAGGUGUUUUGAAAUGGUGUGAUGGGAGAAUAUAUACUGGGGCAUUCAAGAAUGGACUAGAAGAUGGCUUUGGUGAGUUUGUGGCCCCCAAUAAGGCGCUGAACAAGAACGACCACUAUCAAGGUUACUGGAAGGAUGGCAAGAUGCACGGCCUGGGGACAUACAGGUAUGCCAGCGGUGAAGUUUAUGACGGGUCCUUUCAGGAGGGCGUGCGGCACGGUCACGGCAUGCUGCGCAGUGGCAAGCUGAACACCUCAUCCCCCAGCGUCUUCAUUGGUCAGUGGCUGCAGGACAAGAAGACCGGCUAUGGAGUCUUUGACGAUAUCACCAAAGGAGAGAAGUACAUGGGCAUGUGGCAGGACCACCAGCGGCAGGGCACCGGAGUGGUGGUCACCCAGUUUGGCCUGUACUAUGAAGGAGCUUUUAAAGACAACAAGAUGAUG